ACUUCUUCCAGUUCUUUGUUUUGCACAUGAUCUGAUGUUCAUGUGAUUACAUUUGAAGUGCAGUUUGGCAAAAGAGAUAAAAGUAUUUGUUCAGACUGAAAGGCUCCAAUAAUGAAGAUCUGCAGCUCAGACUGGAAGCUCUCUGCUCUCGUUGUAAUCCUGACGAUCAACAGCUUCCGUGCUUUUUCACAAAGUAAAAUUCCCCAUGAGAUUCACUAUGUUGUGGGCUGCUUCUACAAUGGGACAACUGAAGUUCAGUACGAGUUUGACGCUGAGGAGGUUUUAUAUGUGGAUUUUGACAGAGAAGAGCUUGUUUACACUGUGCCCAGAUUUAUGACGGAUGACCCGAGUAAACUAUUUGAGAAUAUAAAAGUAUUUGUAAAUGCAGAGAAAAACAAGAAGGCGUGUCUAGCAGUGAACUCUCUCGCCAAAUUUGAGGAGAGAAAUCUAACGGAGGAAACAGACGCCCCUGAGAGCAUCCUCUACCCUUCAGAAGAAGUUAAGUUGGGAGUUGAAAACACCCUCAUCUGCUUUGUGAAUCAUUUCUACCCACCUCACAUCUACGUCAACUGGACCAGAAAUGAUCGUCCGGUGUCGGAGGGGGUGUCACUCAGUCGAUAUUAUCCCAAUAAUGAUCAAACCUUCCACCAGUUCUCUACCCUGACAUUCACACCGAUGGAGGGGGACAUUUACAGCUGCACCGUGGAGCACAUGGCCCUGGACAGGCCUUUAACAAGGAUCUGGGAAGCUGAGUUUAGUCAUCGCAGUCUUGGACCAGAUGUUUACUGUGGAGUGGGCCUGACUCUGGGCUUGUUGGGUGUCGCAGUGGGAACAUUUUUAAUGGUUAAGGGUCACCAUAGACAGUAAUUUCUCUGUUAUAGAGAGAUUAUACACAGGAGACCUUUAUAAAUAAAAAUGACAUAGUUCUCUUCUUGUUGCUAGACCAGCCUUUUGUUUCAUAUGUAGUACACAGUGAUGGGGACGAUAUUUAUCUCCUGUAAUGAAUCACAAAGCACGGUGAUAAAUUGCAUCAAGUUGUUUUAAGGAAUGAGAAUAAAGAAUAUCUCUAACAGA
Molecule: messenger RNA, 1074 nt
Organism: Sebastes umbrosus (honeycomb rockfish)
Lineage: Eukaryota; Metazoa; Chordata; Actinopteri; Perciformes; Sebastidae
Product: H-2 class II histocompatibility antigen, A-Q alpha chain-like
Exons: 5
Coding region: 112-867 (251 amino acids)
Biological process (GO): positive regulation of T cell activation; antigen processing and presentation of exogenous peptide antigen via MHC class II; immunoglobulin production involved in immunoglobulin-mediated immune response
Cellular component (GO): membrane; MHC class II protein complex
Molecular function (GO): MHC class II protein complex binding
Source: RefSeq, a predicted model, not a curated record